This is a messenger RNA of Radiomyces spectabilis, 1611 nucleotides long. Its product is annotated as chitinase 2. Gene Ontology annotation, biological process: carbohydrate metabolic process; chitin catabolic process. Gene Ontology annotation, molecular function: chitinase activity; chitin binding. NCBI's taxonomy places the organism in Eukaryota, Fungi, Mucoromycota, Mucoromycetes, Mucorales, Radiomycetaceae. Gene Ontology annotation, cellular component: extracellular region. The record is from RefSeq and is a predicted model, not a curated record. The transcript has 5 exons. The coding region runs from base 1 to 1611 and encodes 536 amino acids.
AUGAUUCGUGGCCAAUCGUUUCCUCAGGGUCCAGCUGUUGUUCAGUAUUGGGGUCAGAAUUCCGCCGGGGCCGGUGGCAAUGCACAAAAGCCCUUGGCGACUUAUUGUGAUGGCAACAACGAUGCCUUGAUCCUAUCGUUUAUAUCGGCUUUCAAUCUGGGGGGUCUUCCUGUCUUGAAUCUGGCCAAUUCCUGUGACGGGACUUUCUUCCAAGGAACCCAAUUGUUAACUUGUCCCCAAGUCGGUGAAGAUAUCAAGACAUGCCAAAGCAAAGGCGUGAAAAUAUUACUGUCCUUGGGAGGCGCCUCUGGUGCUUACGGGUUCCAGAAUGAUCAACAGGCGGUGGCAUUUGCUCACACCUUGUGGAAUUUAUUCGGUAAAGGAUCGAGUGAGACACGGCCGUUUGGCGAUGCGGUGAUCGACGGGUUCGAUCUCGAUAUUGAAGGCGGAGGAUCCACGGGAUAUGUGGCGUUUGUACAGGAAAUGCGCAAGUUGUAUGCUCAAGAUAGUUCCAAACAAUAUUACAUGACCGCAGCUCCGCAAUGCCCAUUUCCGGAUGCGCUUUUGGGAUCUGUCAUUAAUGCGGUCGGCUUCGAUGCUAUCAAUGUCCAGUUUUACAACAACUAUUGUGCGCCGACCAGUGGCAGUUUCAACUUUGCCACGUGGGAUGAAUGGGCUAAGCAAACCUCGCCUCAGAAAAAUGUCAAGGUUUACUUUGGCAUUCCCGGUUCCCCUAGCGCGGCAGGAAGUGGCUAUGUUCCCUUCAAUACCCUCAAACCGAUUGUUCAAUCUGUGGCGUCUUCCUACUCAAGUUACGGUGGUGUUACGGUCUGGGAUGCUUCACAAUCGUAUGCGAAUACCGAGGUCUCUCCCAAUUAUGCAGUCGCUCUUCACGAGCUGGUUCACUCUGGCAGUAGCAGUGCCGGAGGUAGCGGUAGCGGCGCCUCGCCAAGCCAAGGCUUUACGCCUGUGUCGUCCAUCAUGGUUGCCAUGUCAUCUUCUUCCGCUCUUCCUACUUCGGUACCAGGCACCGGCGGCUCCAAUGGCAGUCGAUGUGUUCUGGAACCUACAUGUAGCAAACCUGGCCAAGUCGUAUGUCACGGCGACGGUAUUGCUAUCUGCGAUCACGGGAAAUGGGUCACUAUGGCUUGCCCUGCCAGCACCACUUGUUUCGAUACUACCGACGGCAGUUCAGUGUAUUGCGGUGCUUCAACGGGUCACACGACCAACGAGUGUUCAGCUGUGUCAGUGCAAUCGCGAUUUAAACAGGUUCAUCGUCCAAAGUUCCCGCAACCUUAUCGAUCGGCCAAAGUGUCCGCGCAGUUAUCGGUCAAGAGUAGCUCCAACUCCACAUUCGAAGCGGUCAUCAAUGCACGCCGCUUGGAUAGUAUGCCCUUUGGUAGUUCCGUGGUCGUUGAAUUUGCUACUCAUCCCACCAUUAACGUUACCGAGGUGGACUCGGGUUUCAUCAAAUCCAACGGGAAGAACGUCAAAUUACAAGUCAAAAACCCCAACAAGAAAAGCAUGGCUCUUGUUUUCUCCAUCAAAGGAAGCAUGGAUUCCCCCGUUUUCAUCGCCCCCAAUCCAUCCAGCAUGAAAUUUUUGUCCUAG